Molecule: messenger RNA, 2188 nt
Organism: Coffea eugenioides
Lineage: Eukaryota; Viridiplantae; Streptophyta; Magnoliopsida; Gentianales; Rubiaceae
Product: gibberellin receptor GID1B-like
Exons: 2
Coding region: 615-1649 (344 amino acids)
Biological process (GO): positive regulation of gibberellic acid mediated signaling pathway; floral organ morphogenesis; raffinose family oligosaccharide biosynthetic process
Cellular component (GO): cytoplasm; nucleus
Molecular function (GO): hydrolase activity; gibberellin binding
Source: RefSeq, a predicted model, not a curated record
UGUCUCUCUCUCUUCCCCUGCUCUCUUAUCCUUCUGUCAUCCCAACCCCUACACCCACGCCCUCCCCCCGGCUCCCAAGUCCCGCAUUCUCACUCUUUUCUGUCUUCGUCUCCUCUCUCUCUCUGUCCCCCUCCUUUAAUAGUACUAGUUUUUCCUCCCAUUUAUCUCUGUUCCCUUUUCAUCUGAGUCGAAUUAGAAAUAGAGAUAUACUACUAUAUGUCUGUGUGGUGCCUCUACACAAUCUCCUUUCCUUGAUCUUCUUCUGCGUGUCUGAAGCCUCUGUUGUUAUUUCAGAAGUGUCUCUUCUUGUUCAGAAGCUCGUAACGAGGAAUCAAACCCUGCGGUCCUCACCCUCCACACACGCACCCUCUCUACUCUAGUACUAUUUGUAUCCAUACAUACUUAAAAAAAAAAAAAAAGGGAGAGGAAAAACAGAGAGAAUAGAAAGAGACCUGAGUGAGAGUGAUUCAUUCACUCAUUCUUAACUUGAUAAAAAUCGAUCUUUGGUCUCUGUGAUACGUUAUGAGCUGUCAAAGACUGAUAUUUUUGAAGAUCAGCUAGCUUUCAGCCCUUUUAAGGUUUCGCAAAGAUUGAAUCUUUGAACGAAAAAGUCCAUGGCUGGUAGUAAUGAAAUCAACGCUAGUGAAUCCAAGAGGGUUGUUCCACUUAAUACAUGGAUACUUAUAUCCAAUUUCAAGCUCGCUUACAACAUGCUUCGCCGUCCUGAUGGCACCUUUAAUCGUGAAUUGGCUGAGUUUCUUGACCGAAAGGUUCCUGCCAACACCAUUCCAGUUGAUGGUGUAUAUUCAUUUGAUGUUGUUGACCGUGCUACAAGCCUGCUUAAUCGAGUCUACCGGCCUGCCCCAGAAAACGAGGAUCAGUGGGGAAAGAUAGAACUUGAAAAGCCCUUGAGCACUACUGAAGCUGUUCCAGUUAUUGUUUUCUUCCACGGUGGAAGUUUUACUCAUUCUUCAGCUAAUAGUGCUAUCUAUGACACCCUUUGUCGUCGCUUAGUCAGCAUUUGCAAAGCUGUUGUUGUAUCUGUAAAUUAUCGUCGAUCGCCAGAAUAUAGAUAUCCUUGUGCGUAUGAUGAUGGAUGGGCUGCUCUAAAGUGGGCACAUUCGAGACCAUGGCUGCGAAGUGGGAAGGAUCUGAAGGUUCAUACAUACUUGGCUGGUGAUAGUUCUGGUGGUAAUAUUGUGCACCAUGUUGCGGUUAGGGCUGCCGAAUCUGGGGUCGAAGUGUUAGGCAACAUUCUUCUUCAGCCAUUAUUUGGCGGGCAAGAGAGAACAGAGUCAGAGAAGAGGUUAGAUGGGAAGUACUUUGUAAAAAUCCAAGACAGGGAUUGGUAUUGGAGAGCAUUUCUACCAGAAGGAGAAGAUAGAGACCACCCUGCCUGCAAUAUAUUUGGCCCCAGGGGUAGAAGCCUUGAAGGAUUGAAUUUCCCAAAAAGCCUUGUUCUUGUGCCUGGUUUGGAUCUUGUCCAGGAUUGGCAAUUGGCUUAUGUCGAAGGGCUCAAAAGAUCGGGGAAAGAGGCGAAGCUCCUGCAUUUUAAGGAUGCCACAAUUGGUUUCUUCUUCUUGCCCAAUAACGACUACUUCUAUACUCUCAUGGAGGAAAUUACCAGUUUUAUCCAUUCUAACUGUUAAUACAUUAAUUAACUUCAUUACUGGCAGCCAUACAUGACAGAAAGCUUGACAUUCAUGCGGGUUCCUUUUAUUUCCCCUUUCGGCAGUGAUGGUGUGUAGUUGUAUGAAUUGUGUAGAAUUACUACUUACUGUUGUUUUCAACUUGUUAUUUCUCGUGGUUGUAUAAGAAGGGUGGAUGUCUCGGGGGACUGGCUGUACCCCAUCCGAAGAUCAAUUGCCGUCCGUUUUAUUGGGGUACAUAAAGCUGGUUUCUCGUGUUGGGACGUUGAUCAGUCAGAUACUGAAGACUGCAACUUAUUAUGGAUUUGCAUAAGGUCUUCGGCUCAAGCUUUACCACAUCCAUAUAAAACCUCUGGCCACGAAGGAGGAGGAUGUAGCACUCAGGUUAAUGGUUGCUGGUCACUCAGGUGACAUCAGCGCGUCGCUAUUAGCAGAAAGUCUAAUUUCAGAGUAUGAUUGCAAAUUCAUGGGGCUGUAAACCUGUAUGUUAUAUACUGUUCGGUAGAGAUAUAUAUUAAGAUUUUGUUUGUUUACUCUCU